AUGCGCGCAGACAUACGCAGCUGUGCCACUGGUAUCCUUCGACAAAAGAAGCACCACCAAGUCUUGCCAGUCGAUGAAGAAAAAGGGCUACAGUCGCUUAGGACGGACGACAGCAUUAUGAUUGUGUCUGCUGACAAAUGUGGCGCGACCGUCGUCAUGGAAAAGAGUGAUUACGUCAACAAGGCGAACCAAGUCUUUAACUACAGGGAAGCCUACACACCACACGCGGAGGACCCGACUAAAAAGCAAGCCGCAGCUGUAAAAAAGAAGGUGAAUGAGCUCACUCGCCUGAAACUCAUAACCCCCGAUGACUCCAGAUGUAUGACUCUUAACGACCCCCGAGUAGCCCAUGCAUAUGGCCUCCCAAAGGUGCACAAAGAAGGUGCGCCAUUGAGGACCAUAGUGCUGCUUAUUGGAUCGCCCACCUACAACCUCGCUAAAUGGUUAUACAGGCACCUGAAGCACCUCACCAAUGGAUUACAAUAUAGCAUCAAAAACUCUCAGGCAUUCCUCCAGAAGAUCCAAGGCCUGAAAGUAAGUCCUGAUGAGUGUAUUCUAUCGUUUGAUGUGGUUGCCCUGUUUUCCUUAAUACCACAUGACCUAGCGAUUGAGAGCGUAACCGGACGCCUGCAAGAUAAUCCAACCAACAUUCCGAUAGAACACAUUUCAGAACUUCUUAGACUCUGUCUCAAGAACUACUGCCAAUUCGAUGGGAAGUUUUAUCAACAGGUUAGGGGCACACCAAUGGGCUCGCCACUAUCAGGUCUACUAGCUGGACUAGUACUACAAGAACUAGAAGAGGAAGUUAUGCGAACCUUUAAACCAAAAAUGUUGCUCCGAUACGUAGAUGAUACGUUUGUUAUCAUGAAGACCUGCGAAAUUGAGCAACUACACCUGAGUCUGAAUAGCGUCUUCCCAGCAAUCCAGUUUACUUGUGAAAAGGCAGCAGGAGGCAUUCUCCCGUUUCUAGACGUUAGUAUCCAAACACUAAGUGAUGGAGGCCUUGCAACAAGCGUCUACCGAAAAGACUCCAGUACUGACGUCAUUCUUAAUUAUGAAAGCAACCAUCCAGCGGCUCAUAAAAGGAGCUGUGUCCGAACCCUUUUCCACCGGGCCUAUCGGUACUGCAGCAGCGAUGAUCUACUUAAGAAAGAACUAGCUUUCCUGUAUCGGUUAUUCCGGCUCAACGGACACCCUGUCAGCUUUGUAAAAAAUUGUCUCAGGCAUCAAAGACAACCACAGGGCUUUGAUUCUAAUGAGGGGCCAGAACAUCGGAAAUUCUACUCGCUACCCUACAUGCAGGGUAUUUCAGAAGCGAUCGCCCGACAACUAAACCGGUUUGGCAUCUUCAUUGCCCACAAGCCGGCGUCCUCUGUGCGCGCAACAUUAUCGCGAGUGAAAGACCCUAUACCAAAAGAGCAGCAAACCAAUGUCAUCUACCGCAUUCCGUGCGCCAACUGCUCUUGCGACCAUGUUUGUCAUACAGGCCGACGACUUGGGACGCGUAUAAACGAGCAUAAACUAGCCAUCCGCCGACGUGACCCUUUGUCACUCGUGUUUGCACACGCCCUUGAAUGCGACCAUCGCUUCAACUGGGAAGGAACUGAAGUUGUUGCCAUGGCGAACACCAAACACGCUCGUGAAUUCCUCGAAGCCUGGCACUCUAACACGACAAGCAUCAAUCGCCAUGUCGAUCUAGAUGCUCAUUACGAAGGUCUGCGUGCCCGGCUCACUGACUUGCGCCCACGACCUAACAACAGCCGCUAA
Molecule: messenger RNA, 1767 nt
Organism: Spirometra erinaceieuropaei
Lineage: Eukaryota; Metazoa; Platyhelminthes; Cestoda; Diphyllobothriidea; Diphyllobothriidae
Source: the annotation of a GenBank genome assembly